UUCAAAGAUGGCUGAAAGUGGAGUUCUAUAUCACGACUCUGUCGAAGAAUCAAGCGAAAACAUCUCAUGUGACGAAGAGACGUUGGACCCCCGUGUGAAGGAGGAACUUGAGAAACUAAACAUUGCAACAGAUGAAAUUAACAAGCUGGAGGUAGAACUUGAUGAAUCCAGAGCUGUUUUUCGUCAGUCACUCUCAGAGUCAACACUGAGUCUGAAUGAUUUGGCUAAAAAACUUGGCAGUUGUAUAGAGAAAGCCAGGCCUUACUAUGAAGCAAGACAACAAGCUAAAGAGGCUCAACAACAAACCCAGGAUGCAGCUCUUAAAUUUGAGAGAGCCAAUAGUAUGUUGGCAGCGGCCAAAGAGAUGGUGGAUGUAGCAGAGCAUGGUUUGGUCGUGGAGCGACGUACAUUUGACGCAAACUGGCAGGAAAUGCUGAAUCAUGCUACGAUGAAGGUGAAUGAAGCGGAGAAUGACAGAGCUGUAGUGGAAAUAGAACACCAAAGAACCGCAGCGUGGUUUGACGAAGCAGAGAGAGCAGUAAAAAAAUUACAAAAGUCUUUGAAAAAAAAUAUCAGUAAAUCAAGAACAUAUUUUGAAAUGAAGGCACAGUUCAACCAUCAGUUAGAGGAACAAAAGAAAAAAGUCACUGAAUUAGAAAAACGAGUCAAAAAAUCGAAAUCUUCGUAUUCCAUGGCGCUGAAGAACCUGGAAGCAAUUAGCGACAGGAUUCAUCGACGACGAGAGACAAAGCGGCUGAACAAAGAAAAACGAGGUGCCGGUGUUGGAGCCGAAGCACCAAGCAUCAAGACAAACGAGUCUGUGUCAUUGAUGAAUGACGACGCUGAACUGUCAUUUGAAGACGCAAUAAAAGAGGAGUUCAUUCUGUUACCGCACGCAAAUACGCUAGAGAGACAUAAAGUUCCUCAUCCACGUGUGAGGGCGCUGUCUGAACCGCAUGAGCCGAUUGAUCCACAUUCAAUCAUGAAUGCGUUUGAGUCAACGGAGCAUCUCAACGACGCGGGAUGGGACUCUCUGAGCCAAUCAACACAGGGAGAUGACUUGGAACGGGAGGAAUUUAUUGAAUUUUGCGCCGAGAAGCCGCAGACUGUAGAUGUUGGUGUCGGAACUGAAACUGACCCAGAGGUCCCCGAGAACAGUACGGGGGACGACACUCAGUGCGUAGAUGCGACUUCCAAACCUCUCAGGAACGUGGCAGUCACGAAUAAUAGCGUCGAGAAUGUAUCAUCUCAGGGUGUUCGAAGCGCUUCAACGUCUACACAAUCUGAAGCAAAUACCCCAUCACAGACAAUUGGAGGCAAUAACGCUGAAACUUCACCUUCUACCCUCGCCGAAGGAAAGGUCAGCGGCAAAGAAGAGGAAACUCACGAUACUUAUUUGUAGGCUUCUUAAUUGGUAAAGAGUGCAUUGUAAUGUACGCAUGUAAGUUAUUUUUGAGUGAUACGGAACACUUUAAAUUUGCUCACGGUAAAAACUCUACUGUAAUUUUUGCUGUUUAAUUUAAGUGACUGCCAUUGACAAUGGCGGAAGAUACAGUAAAACUCAAGUACAACAUCGCAUUCAACGGGCUCAAAAGUGGUACAGUCAUGUUCCCGAAUAUUAUUGAUGUGUUACAUGUUACAGAUGUCUCUAAGGCCAGGAAAAAAAAAAAAUG
This is a messenger RNA of Saccoglossus kowalevskii, 1673 nucleotides long. RefSeq names its product SH3 domain-binding protein 5-like. Gene Ontology annotation, biological process: intracellular signal transduction. Gene Ontology annotation, cellular component: cytoplasm. The record is from RefSeq and is a predicted model, not a curated record. Gene Ontology annotation, molecular function: protein kinase inhibitor activity. Lineage: Eukaryota; Metazoa; Hemichordata; Enteropneusta; Harrimaniidae.